AUGAUUCACCCAUUCGCCACGAUUUCAAAAGAAUUACAUGAUCCAUCCAGUUACUUGAAAUCUUCCGCUGGACACAAGAAGCAAUUGCCCAUAGUGAGAGCUGAAAGUGAUCAACUUCAAUUCCCGCAAUUCCGCCCCGCAAACCCUAAACGAACAGCUGUCUAG
Messenger RNA from Neurospora tetrasperma FGSC 2508, 165 nucleotides. RefSeq lists its product as uncharacterized. The transcript has a single exon. The record is from RefSeq and is a predicted model, not a curated record. The coding region runs from base 1 to 165 and encodes 54 amino acids. NCBI's taxonomy places the organism in Eukaryota, Fungi, Ascomycota, Sordariomycetes, Sordariales, Sordariaceae.